AUGGGCGAUAACCAAGCUCUGGCGAUAUUGUAUGAUGCUCAGAUUACGCCUAUUCUUGAUAUAAUGGAUAGUGACGAUGGCGACUAUAUUCGCUGCAAAUUUACUAAAUUUGGCAAUGCCUGCCUGAGGCAAAAAUGCUUUACCGAGCUUCAGAAGAAGGUUUGGGCCUGGCCCUCAUACGAGUUCUUUGUGAAGAAGCGCAGUAAUAGACAGGCUGUGAUUAGCGCGCAGCAGGCAGAUAAGCCAUAUGAUGUCUAUUACUGCGCUUCUUCACAAAGAACUCGUAUGAGGGCCAGGCCCAAACCUUCUUCUGAAGCUCGGUAA
This is a messenger RNA of Penicillium taxi, 324 nucleotides long. RefSeq lists its product as uncharacterized. The transcript has a single exon. Bases 1 to 324 code for a protein of 107 amino acids. Lineage: Eukaryota; Fungi; Ascomycota; Eurotiomycetes; Eurotiales; Aspergillaceae. The record is from RefSeq and is a predicted model, not a curated record.